AUGGCAGACUUCCAUGGGCUCGGAGCCAAGUUUGAUGGUUUCCAAAGCUCGACGAGCGGCAGUUCGUCAAGUCCAUUUGUGCAAGCGUCUGAUACGUCAUCGCAUACCUCGUUAUCUCUGGCCUCCAAUAUCUGUCUGCCACCGCUGACAACCCAUGAUACUACCAAGUCCCAUCAUCACAUGAGUAACUUUGAACUUUUCGUCGAGGACCUCCAGCUGGCCGCAAAGAGAGCAUUUCCUAACUCGUCAUACUCUCGAUACAGCGAGGUUCAAGUCCUGCUGAUACGAUGGGAGGAGGACGAACUUGAGGUCGAGUGGGAACUCAACGAGUUGCGAGGAGUCUUCCGUGACUUGUACGGGUUCACAACCGAUAAGUUCCUCAUUCCCACCCUUAACUCUCAUCGAAAGCUCAAUCACAAAGUCUUGAGCUUCGUCGAAGAGCAUGAGAAUGAAGAUACGCUUCUCGUUGUCUACUAUGGUGGGCAUGGGGCCAUCAACAAAGCCAGGCAGUCAACCUGGUCCUGCAAAAGUGAUAAGAGCUAUGCUACAGUGGAGUGGUCCGCUAUCCAGACUCUGUUCGAGAUGGCCAAAUGCGAUGUCCUUCUACUUCUCGACUGCUGUGCUGGUGCAAGUGCUGCUCCCUUGACUGAGCGGCCGACCAACAUGAAAGAGACGAUUGCAGCUUGCGGGUUUGAGACGUGGACCCCUCGCCCAGGCGCACAAUCGUUCACUCACACAAUGAUCGAGGUCUUGAAGGAAUGGGCUUCGCAACUCCCCUUCUCCGCCGCGAUGCUGCACAGUGAGAUCUUGACUCGACUCAAGCACGCACCGCCUGACCGGUCGUCUCAGGGAAGAUUGGUUGAGUCAAGGAAGACGCCUGCCUACAUCCUCUCGACAUCCGAUCCACAUACCGCUUCAAUCACGCUGGGUCGAAUGUCGGAGGAAGAAUCCGGCUCGAUAUCAUCGUCUCAAGCAAUACCAGGGUCCACCCAAGGGAAUCUCUCAGAAAGACUACAGUCAGACACCUACGUUUCGGCUGAGGAGCGCAUUCAGACACUGAUGGGCGUGAGUCCCAAAGGGCAAAGAGUGGUACCACAUGUCCUUUUGAAAAUUGCACUUGAGGGAGACCAAGUCUUUGAUGCCGCGAGUUGCUCUCGAUGGCUGAAGCAAUUUCCACUCUUGGCGACGCACGUAAGCGUUGAGUCUGUCUACAGCAGCUACUCUACUCUUCUGCUGCUGUCGGUACCAGUUGUUCUCUGGGAUCUGCUACCAGAACAUCCAGCGACCCAGUUUGUGGGAUACAUCAAAACCAGCAAUCUUUUGUCGAUAGACCCGCCAAAGGAUGGAGCAGCAACUCCUAUCCCCAUUACCAAGCACGUAGCAGAAGGCAAGAAAGGCGACCCUUUUGAUUGCACCACUCCGCUGAGAUCAGUAUCGGGGCUCAGUAGCCUUGAUUCUGGAUAUGACUCAGGUAUAUCGCGCCCUGCGAGCUUAGUAGCACUGAGGCACAACAGGCUACCGAUGGAUGGAAUGAUGGGUUCUCUGGCUAGUCAGGUCCUAGCGAACAAGAGAAGAAAUAAGCCACCGUCAGUAGAGCUCUUGGGUUCGGAUCGCCCAACUUCUAUGUCAGCCAAUACACGCCUAGAUCCAGCACAGGGACUGAGCUCGAAGAGUUGGAGAGCAAAGCAGUUGAUCGUGUCGAUUGGUCAAGCAGAAUUGAAUGGCAAUCAGAUCGGCCAUACCUGCGUACUCUGGUAUGGAUACGAUGUUCGGCAAAGCCAGCCGUCAAAGAGAGCAACGCCAAAACCAAUAUGGAACGACGAUUUCCGCUUUGAAGUGCACGAUUCACCAAUGUGCUACCAUCUGAGAGUCUCUGUGUGGGGAGUACAGAUGUUGGAGCUUAUUGGUGAAGUGCAUAUUGACCUCUGCGAACUUGUCUCGAGGGGACAACUGCCGGACCUUGGGGCAUGGCAAACCCUACGUUGCAGUGGGACAAUUACAGGUACAAUUCACAUCAAGCUGGCUUAUAUGAAUGCAAGCGAGGAUGAGGAACAGCAAACUAUGGCAACAAAGAUCUCUGCGGCAGAGCGGCAACAACACCGGCAGAAGCUGGAGCAGCAGCAGAACGACCAAGGGCAGGCUCGGGCCCAUCAGAUGGAUUUUCAGGUUUGGUAG
Messenger RNA from Fusarium sp. VM40, 2175 nucleotides. The record is from the annotation of a GenBank genome assembly. Lineage: Eukaryota; Fungi; Ascomycota; Sordariomycetes; Hypocreales; Nectriaceae.